AUGGAAUCCCGCGAGCGGUUAACCCUGGAGGAUUUCGCCUCGACACCAUCGAACGAGGCGUUUGAUGCGGUGGCUUGGCUCAACCAUCGGCUCUCCAGGAGUAGCCUGCCAAUGGAGAAGUUGGAUCAACACUUGGCAUCACUGAGUAUGAGCUGUCAGCUGCUUUGUCAAGAUACCUCAGAAUCCAUCGAGCUUGCCAGCAACCAGCUGGUGUCGCAACUGAGUUCCGCGGGACCAAAGAUGGAGACCAUGCGACAGGAGGCCUCCAAGGGCUAUGGACGCCUGGGCGAUGUGCUUGAAGGCUUGAAGGACGCUGACGACCGGAAGCGCUCCGGGCUCAAGGGCCUCGCGGAGAUCGACGUGGUCAAGACACGAGUGGAGACCGCCUGCAACGCACUGCGUGAGGUGGGCUCUUGGGAGCGGAAGGUGAAAGACUGCGAACAGAUGGUCCACUCGGGCAACCUGGGCGAAGCUUUGGGGCAGCUCAAGGGUCUCCAAGGCGUGCUGGACGCCUUCCGGAUGCUCCCAGAGUUUGCACGGAAGUCGGAGCAGCUGUCGCAGCUGGAGGAGCAGCUGCUCUUCUCCGCGCGGCGCCGCGCGCGGAGUGCCUUUGAGAAGAAUAGCCCUGAGGAGCUCCGCGUGUGCAGCGAGGUCCGUCGCGGAGCCGAGCGACUGGACGACGGUCUGCUGGGUCCGGCGGUCUGA
Molecule: messenger RNA, 705 nt
Organism: Durusdinium trenchii
Lineage: Eukaryota; Dinophyceae; Suessiales; Symbiodiniaceae
Source: the annotation of a GenBank genome assembly